AUGGUCUUCCACCAAGCUGUUCAGCCGUCACACGGAACUUCCCUGAGGUCACCUCAGGACGCAAGCCGUCUCGACCAAGGCGUCCCUCAUCACGAGCAACCGCUACGACCAUUGGAUAGGACCAGACCCUCUCUGGAUUCCGAGAAACACUCAUGGGACGAAGACACUAAGCAGACACUUAACGUCCUAGCCACGCCAGGGGACCUCAAGGAGAAAUCGUCGACUGCGGAAGGGUCUUCAAUCCCUCAUCGCCCCGCCCCCGGAUCACGGCAAAACACCGCCCUUUCAAUUGCGGCCGCACCGUUCACGUCGUACUGCUGUGAUCUCGAACGCGCUCACAGCCAUGGGCCCUCUGGUUCCACGCAUUUCCGGCGCUCGUCUUCUUCCACUUCUGCUUCCACCCUAGCUGACGUGCCGAGUCACCUCGCCAAUGUCAGCCGGGUCUCGACCGAUGCUUACGGCAACUCGUAUCCGGAAGGAGGACGUGAGGCAUGGCUUUGUGUGCUCGGGUCCUUCUGCGGUCUCAUGUCCGCUUUGGGUAUGAUGAACACUCUAGGGACAUAUCAAGCGUACCUGUCCACGCAUCAACUGCGGGAUCACACGGAGAGUACGAUCGGGUGGAUCUUUGGCAUUUACGCCUUCCUGUCAUUCUUUUGCGGGAUCCAGAUCGGCCCUAUCUUCGACGCGAAGGGACCGCGGUGGCUCGUCUUGAGCGGGUCAGUGCUCAUGCUCGCCACACAUUUGCUGAUGGGAAUUUGCCAUCAGUACUGGCAAUUCUUAAUCGUCAUCGGCAUCGUGGGUGGGCUAGGCACUUCUCUCGUCUUUACCCCAUCCGUCGCGUCCCUGGGGCACUUUUUCUUCCGCAAGAGAGGGCAAACCACCGGCCUAGCGGCUGCCGGAGGGUCUUUGGGCGGGAUCGUCUUCCCACUGGCACUGCAGGCCCUCUUCCCCAAGAUCGGUUGGGCGUGGUCGACCCGGGUCUGUGGACUCAUCAACUUGGUCUUACUGAUCGUUGCCAACCUCUUCAUCAAAUCCCGACUGCCAGCCCGCAAGGCUACCAAGGAAAAUAUCCUGCCCGACUUCCGCAUCUUCAGAGAUCCCGUGUUUGCCUUGACCACCUCCGGGGUAUUUUUCGUCGAAUGGGGUCUUUUCAUUCCUUUGACGUACCUGAGCAGCUACGCCUUGAACCACGGCGUGUCGACAAACUUUUCCUACCAGCUGAUAGCCGUCCUAAACGUCGGGUCCUGCUUUGGACGGUAUCUCCCCGGGUUCGUGGCUGACAGACUUGGGAGAUUCAAUGCCAUGGUGGUCACAAUUUGCCUGUGUCUUGUUUCGACCCUGGCGCUGUGGCUGCCGGCUGGCGGGUCGGUGGCGCUGAUGAUUGUGUAUGCCAUUGUCUUUGGCUUCGCCUCGGGAACGGGUAUCUCGUUGACGCCGGUGUGCGUUGGCCAGCUGUGCCGGGUCGAGAACUACGGACGAUACUAUGCGACCUGCUACACCCUGGUAUCGUUCGGGUCGUUGACGGGGAUCCCCAUUGCGGGACAAUUGGUCACCACGUGCAAUGGGGAGUAUUGGGGUCUCAUCGUCUUUACAGCUUGCGCUUAUGCAGCCGCAACGAUAUUAUUGGCUACCGCAAGGGUGAUGGGCGCUGGAUGGGACCUGAGGAAGAACUUUUAA
This is a messenger RNA of Capronia epimyces CBS 606.96, 1677 nucleotides long. RefSeq lists its product as uncharacterized. The transcript is spliced from 2 exons. Gene Ontology annotation, molecular function: transmembrane transporter activity. Gene Ontology annotation, biological process: transmembrane transport. NCBI's taxonomy places the organism in Eukaryota, Fungi, Ascomycota, Eurotiomycetes, Chaetothyriales, Herpotrichiellaceae. The record is from RefSeq and is a predicted model, not a curated record. Gene Ontology annotation, cellular component: fungal-type vacuole membrane. The coding region runs from base 1 to 1677 and encodes 558 amino acids.